AUGAAGUACGCUACCUCCAUCCUCAUUGCUGCUUUCGCUGCUACCAAUGUUCUCGCACACGGUGUCAUUACUGAAGUUCAGGGUGCCAACGGUGUCAACCUGCCCGGUCUUUCCCUGCAGGACGGCACUCCUCGUGACUGCGCCUCUCCCGCCUGUGGCUCGGAGGCCGACACUUCCAUCAUCCGUGACAAGGAGCUCGGAACUUCCAAGGCUUCCGCUCUCGGCCGCACCAACGGUGGCGGCCCUGUCGACGCUGCCAAGAUGGUUUCUCUCUUCAUGGACGGUGCUGGUGGCAACACCACCGCCGCCAAGACUGCCCGUGAUCUGCACGCCGAGAACAAGGCUCGCUACGUCAGACUCGCCAUCCGUGCUGGCAACGGUGGCACCAAGACCCCCAAGGGUACUUCUGAGACCGGUGUCAAGGCCGCUACUGGUGCUGCCUCUGGUGGCAUGCCAACUACCGCUGAUGAUGGUACUCUGACCAUGACAUUCCACCAGGUCAACCAAGAUGGUGCUGGCCCUCUCAAGGCUCAGGUUGAUGCCACCUCCGGUGGUACUGACGCCUCUGCAUUCAAGACUGCCGAGGUCACCCAAAACGUCCCUGGUAUCGGCAUUGGCGGUCUCUCCGCUGCCUCUACCAUGGACUUCCCUGUCGCCAUCCAGAUGCCCGCAGGUAUGACCUGCCAGGGCUCCGUUGGUGGUGCUGAGAAUGUCUGCGUUGCCCGCCUCCAGAACUCCGCUUUGGCCGGUCCCUUCGGUGGUUCCGUUGCUUUCACGCAGAGCUCCGCUGCCAAGAAGCGUGCCAUUGAGCACAACUUGGCCAAGAAGCGAUUCGCUCGCAACCUUGAGAGCCAGCAGUAA
Molecule: messenger RNA, 861 nt
Organism: Truncatella angustata
Lineage: Eukaryota; Fungi; Ascomycota; Sordariomycetes; Amphisphaeriales; Sporocadaceae
Product: MAS3 protein
Exons: 1
Coding region: 1-861 (286 amino acids)
Source: RefSeq, a predicted model, not a curated record